Messenger RNA from Trichomycterus rosablanca, 3021 nucleotides. RefSeq names its product PDZ domain containing 7a (gene pdzd7a). The record is from RefSeq and is a predicted model, not a curated record. Gene Ontology annotation, cellular component: stereocilium tip; cilium; plasma membrane. The coding region runs from base 1 to 2763 and encodes 920 amino acids. Gene Ontology annotation, molecular function: protein binding. NCBI's taxonomy places the organism in Eukaryota, Metazoa, Chordata, Actinopteri, Siluriformes, Trichomycteridae. The transcript is spliced from 15 exons. Gene Ontology annotation, biological process: sensory perception of sound; auditory receptor cell stereocilium organization.
AUGGCUCAUUCUUCUGCCAAGCCUCCAAGAGAGAUGACAAAUGGGGCCCAUACUAGCACCCAACCAGGGGGCUCAGGAACCUCCACCCUGCCACGAUACCUGCACAAGAAGCAGCAGCGCCAAAAAGGUCUUAGAUCUUCCUCCCCAAUGGGUCGAGUGAUCCUCAUCAAUGCACCUGUGGAUGGUGGGGAUGACAGUGAAGACAUCCACACAAUUACUGUGGACAAAAGUGAAGAUGGCAGGUUGGGCUUUAGUGUACGUGGUGGCUCAGAACAUGGCCUGGGCAUCUUCGUCAGCAAAGUGGAGGAUGACAGCUCAGCAGAAUUUGCUGGGUUGUGUGUUGGGGACAAGCUGGUUGAGGUAAAUGGUAUCAGCCUGGAGAGCAUUACCAUGAGCAGUGCUGUAAAGGUUUUGACAGGGAACAGUCGGUUGCGCAUGGUAGUUAGACGUGUAGGAAAAGUGCCUGGAAUCCGCUACUCCAAAGAGAAGACUACAUGGGUGGAUCUUGUCCAUCGAAGGAUGGUGGUGGAAGAAUGUGGCCGCACCCCCUCAGAGGUCAGCUCGGAUGGAGCUCUGCGCAGGAUAGUACACCUCUACACCACCUCAGAUGAUUAUUGUCUAGGCUUCAACAUCCGUGGGGGCAAAGAGUUUGGCCUGGGAAUUUAUGUCUCCAAGCUGGACCCUGGUGGCUUGGCAGAGCAAAAUGGCAUUAAAAUGGGGGACCAGAUUCUGGCAGCUAAUGGGGUGAGCUUUGAGGAUAUUACACAUAGCAAUGCUGUAGAAGUCCUGAAGAGUCACACCCAUGUAAUGCUCACUAUUAAGGAGGCUGGGAGGUAUCCUGCAUAUAAGGAGAUGGUGGCAGAAUACAGCUGGCUCAAUAAAUUGGCUAAUGGGGGCCAACCAUCCUCCUCUCAGGGUUCAGACUCCUAUUCGUCUACAUCCUCUCUGUCCUCUGGUACACCAGUCAGCUCCCUAAGUGGCCUUUCUCAGGUCAUGUUUCCCCCUGUAUUUGGCUCAGAGAUGGUGGAUGUAUGCAUAUCCACUGAAGAUGGCUUAUCACGGAGACUCAGCUCUGAUCGCACUGAAAUGGCCAUCCAGACCGAACCUCUGGAGCCUGAUACGUCACCCCAGCUGUCCAGGGUCCUCUCCAUGGACACCAGUCGGACAGUGGGUGAAACCAUUCUCUUGAAGGAUACAGCGAUUGGGAGUGAAAGUUUUGGUAAAGCACGAACAAGGACAUUUUCUGCAGGAGACAAGGAGGUUCUAGACUCAGCAAAAACUGCAGUGCUGGUGGCUCUCAGCAAACCUCGCAAACCCAUUCGGCGUUCCCAGAGCCACAUCACUGUCUCAGAGGAAAAGCAAAAAAAGAAGAAACAGCAGCAGGCGAAAAAGGCAGAAGCCUCAGUAAGCACCCUGCAACGCUCAAAGACUUUUGUUAGUCUACUGUUUAAGAGUGGUCGAAAGAGAGACAGAUCUGCCUCUAAAGACAGGAAAGAUACAGGAGGAGAGAAACAUCAAACACGCUCCAAAUCACCCACACACCUGGAUAAUGAGCCAGGUAAGGGACGUAGCCAUCCCAUAAUUAACCUCCUGAGUUCGCCACGGGAGACGCGUGCUGGAGUGAAACAACAUGAGGCCAUUCCCAACCCUGAGACAAUGGCAAUGGUGGAGGCUAUGGCAUGUAAACUGCUAAAUGAGGAUGAGGUGGCUGCAGUCAUGAGACAUUGCAAUAGGUUUUUGGCAGAGCGGGUGGUGGAGGAUUUGGUACGCCCACUUCUGGCUAUCCUUGACCGGCCUGAAAAGCUGCUGCUGCUGAGGGAGAUCAGAAUGAUCAUCCCUCCAACAGACGUGGGGCGGUUUGACAGCAUGGUUAUGCCUUUUGAACUGGAGGCCUAUGAUAUUUUGAAGAGCCGAUCUGUGCGCUCUCCUGCUCUACGCUCCCCUAGACAUGGUGGAGCUCCACGCCGCCAUCUCAUAACACCCAUCCCAGACUACAGAGGAGGCUUCCACCUGCAGCCUGUGCAGGAUUUGGAACAAAGUCGUCAGUUAACGAAGGAGCUAGAGCAGCUGCGUCUGGCCAGUCUCCCUACUGGCAAAUUGACCCCAUCACGAGCCUUCACGCCUUUGUUGGACAUACCUGUGGACAGUUACAUCUCUGGCACUCUUUGUCAGCGGUCCGUAAGUCCCAUUUAUCCUGACUCUCUGCUUAGUGAAUCUUCUCAUGAAGAGACAGCACCAGAGCGGGGAAGGUCACCUAACAGGAAUGGCCAUGGUAAAGCUAUAAGGGACAAAUCUGCAAAUGGAAAAGAGGUUCGAUACACAGUGAGGAGUGCACACAGGCGGAACAGAACAAUGAUAACACAGGUUUUUGAGCCAGGUGUGCCACAGGAAUUGUUAGGACGUGAGCAAAGAAAUGGACAUGGUGGUUUAUCUGAAAAUGGCCAAGACAACCCACCAGCACAAGAGUAUGAGCUGACUACUGUCUAUCUCUCCAAAAGCAAACAGUCUCUGGGUAUAAGCAUCUCAGGGGGUAUAGAGUCCAAGGUUCAGCCAAUGGUGAAAAUUGAGAAAAUAUUUCCAGGAGGAGCUGCGUCCACCAGUGAGGUGCUGAAGGCUGGAUUUGAACUUGUGUCGAUUGAUGGUGAGUCACUGCAGGGAGUCACACACCAGCACGCAGUGGAUGCCAUUCGCAGAGCUUUUAGCAACAAGGCCAAAGAACCCAUGGAGUUUGUCAUCAAAGUUCUGAAGAAUCUGAAAGUCUAAAGAAAUAUUGGUGAUACUUGGUUGUACCACACAGACAUUCCGAGCUAUACUGUAUCUAAACAACAUGCAUUAAGAACUUGACAGAACAUACUUUUUAAAAAAGAGAAGCUUAUAUGUCUAGAAACAUGUCAUUCUGCAGCGCUAUAGUCCUAUCUGAACAAAUAUGCUGAUGACCAUAUCUUUGUAUGUAUUUUUGCACAGAAUAUUAAUGAUUGUUACGCUUUUUGAAGUGGUCAUAUGUGAAGAAAUCCAAUUAAA